Molecule: messenger RNA, 782 nt
Organism: Stegodyphus dumicola
Lineage: Eukaryota; Metazoa; Arthropoda; Arachnida; Araneae; Eresidae
Product: migration and invasion enhancer 1
Source: RefSeq, a predicted model, not a curated record
AUGGCUAAUGAACUGCAGAAAAAAAUUUUGAAUGCUGUUCCUGAGGCGGUUGUGAGAGGAGCUGUUGGAAGAGAAUCUUCAUUUGAAAUCAUAAUAAAUGAUGAAGAAGUUUUUUCAAAGUUGAAAGUGGGUAAAUUUCCAAAUUUUGAUGAGGUUGUUGAUGUAGUGAAAGCUGUUCAUGAAGGAAAAGAAGUGAGAGAAGUGAUUGGAACAGAAAGCUGUGUUAUAAUGUGAAUUGAAGUUAACAUCUUGUGUUUUGACUGUUGACGUAUUACAAUCAUUUAUCAUCAGAAAUAUAUGAUAUUUCUUCUGCAAGGUUUUCCCGGAAGAAAUGGAACAAUGUUCUGUUAUAAUGUUUUGUAAUAAUGAUACCAGUCAAGCAUCAAAAAUUGAAUUCUUAAUUAUUUAAUAAAUUGAAUUGUUGGAUGUAUCAUAAAUGCUUGAAAUAUUAUUUCUGAUUAAAAAAAAAUCUACAAUGCUUAAUUAUGAACCUUUUGUCCAGUAUUAUAAGUAUUCAUUAAGUUUAUUUUUUAUACUUUUGACUGUGAUUGAAUAAUAUUCUAUAUACUUACUCCGAAGCUGAAUCUAAAUAGCUUCAUCUCAUUUUUAAAUAAUGGCUUUUGUUCAAAAUACGAAGUAUUUUAUUUAUUAUCAUUGUUAAUUAUUUUUCAGUUUUGCCUGGGAUUAGUGAUGUUAAAUUCGCUCACUUUGCAAGCUGUCAGUUUAAAUGCUUUGUAUCUUAUCUCAUAUUUUCAAUAAAUUGCAGCUAAUGAUGUAAAAAA